Molecule: messenger RNA, 887 nt
Organism: Lacerta agilis (Sand lizard)
Lineage: Eukaryota; Metazoa; Chordata; Lepidosauria; Squamata; Lacertidae
Gene: CABP5
Product: calcium binding protein 5
Exons: 6
Coding region: 45-566 (173 amino acids)
Molecular function (GO): calcium ion binding
Source: RefSeq, a predicted model, not a curated record
AAGGACCGUACCGAGGGUGACCACGACACGCAGCACUCAGCGCCAUGCAGAACAGUCUGGGACCAGCCUGCAUCUUCCUGCGCAAGGGGAUUGCUGAGAAACAGGGGGAGCGGGAAUUGGGAGCAGAUGAAAUCGAAGAGCUCCGUGAGGCCUUCGAUGAGUUUGACAAGGACAAGGAUGGCUAUAUCAGCUGCAAAGAUUUGGGCAACCUCAUGAGGACAAUGGGGUACAUGCCGACUGAGAUGGAGCUUAUCGAACUGUCACAGCAGAUCAACAUGAAUCUUGGAGGGCGUGUGGAUUUUGAGGACUUUGUGGAGAUGAUGACCCCAAAGCUGCUGGCAGAGACGGCGGGCAUGAUCGGACUUCAGGAAAUGAGGGAUGCCUUCAAGGAGUUUGACACCAAUGGGGAUGGCGAGAUCACUCUGGAUGAGUUGUACCAGGCCAUGCAGAGGCUGAUGGGCGAGCGCCUGACGUCCCGGGAGAUUGCUGAUGUGGUGAAGGAAGCCGACGUCAAUGGAGACGGGACAGUGGAUUUUGAGGAGUUUGUGAGGAUGAUGUCACGCUGAUGGAGUCGCCCACCCCUCUCUGGUUCCAACGGAUAUGUGAAUGUAUGGAGUUCCAACAUCAAUUCCCAGUGUGAACUGGGAGGGGAGGUCAAACCUCCGUUUGCACAAGAGACUGAGCAGGGCAAGGGGUGGGUUGGCACUGGGGGGCAUUCUUGGAUCGUCUCCCUAAGAGGAGGGCAAGCAUCCCACUUGGCAAAGUCCAAUCCCUGCAGGAAUCCUUUAUUACCGGGCAGCUGCAUUCAUCAAAUGUAUCCCACAACUGGUCCAACCAGCUCGGUUCAUCCCUCUCAAACACACACCGGAAGAUCACUUCCCUGCCUU